Octopus sinensis (East Asian common octopus) is the source of this 3435-nucleotide messenger RNA. RefSeq lists its product as uncharacterized. NCBI's taxonomy places the organism in Eukaryota, Metazoa, Mollusca, Cephalopoda, Octopoda, Octopodidae. The coding region runs from base 1 to 3435 and encodes 1144 amino acids. The transcript has a single exon. The record is from RefSeq and is a predicted model, not a curated record.
AUGUUCGUUUCGAUUGAGCUCUGUGAAACGUUACCUGAGGGCCUACCUACGAAUCAAUUGAAAAGAAAAGCCAGUGAGAACGUAGAUGAAGUGGCCCAAGGACUGUCCAAUGCCAAAGAAUUUGCCUUUUCUCACAACCCUUCUCCCCAAGUAGGCCACGAAGGCCUGCUUACCUUGCAAGCAGUAAUCGAUCAAGUCACAAGUUCCGACAAGAUUCAGUGGGCCACAGAAGUGGUUCAUUCUGCCAGACAAAGAUUUGGAAGGAUUCCUCGCGGUGGAUGGCCUCAUAUAACAAGGACGUUCAAUGAAAAGUUCCAAACCACUAAGUCAAUAUUGAAUGUGAAGUUACUUGUGAGGAGUGGUGAGAAAGAGGACUCAUAUCUGUCUGGGGAAACCCAGAAAAAUAUGUCUUCUAAAACGGAAAUUUCUCUUUUUGGAAAGUGCUCAGUUGAGUUUAAUUCCCAAAUCGGACAAGUAAAAUUAAUUCCACGCGAUUUACGGACGCCGACCAGGAAAGUUCCCUAUCAACUUCUUAACAAAGAAAUUUUGACUGGUAUAAAUGCCUCGAUUGGAGAAUUUAUGAAAGCAAAUCAACCGGAUAAUCGCAAUGACAUUGCUGACAUCCUCUAUGCUGGCCAACGGGCAUAUGAUGCAUUGACCCACCGAGUCUGUAAAAAAAGUGAAUGGAUUGGAAUUAUGAACGCGAAACUUGACAAACUUAGGAAGGAACUCGACUUGGUAACACCACUAGCUAAUAAUGACAAAACGAGAAAAUCAUUUAGUGAUGAAUUGAGAGACAUUUUGAGCAAAUAUGGAUACCGGAAGGCUAAAAAAGGAGAUUUAUUUAGAAUUGUCACUUGCAUCCAGGAUGAGGUAAAGAUUGUUGAAAAAAAAUUGGCAACCCAUGAAGCUAGGAAAAAAUUCCGGAGGGACAAUAUGUGCUUUGAACUUAACCGAAGGCAGUUUUACAGAAACUUGACUGAGAAAAAGAAGAAUACACAGUUUAUGUUUGACCAGAGACAGUGUCUCUCAUUCUGGGAGAGUGUUUGGGUAAAACAUGAGUCCGUGGGGGACUCGAUUUUAUUGGAUAACCGGGUGACUGGUGCCGAGGACACAAUUGCUGAUUUUGGAAAAGACACAAUUAUUGAGAUCAUUAACCAGCUGCCAAAUUGGAGGGCAUGUGGAUGCGAUGGCAUAUACAAUUUUUUCUUAAAAAAGUUUACGUGGUCUACGAUGACCUCUGAAAGAACGUCGCGGAUAUCAUAUAUGGAAAGUACACACCUUAUUCCAAAAAAAGAAAUUUAUGACUCACCCAAGGACCUGAGGCCGAUUACUUGCAUGUCAAAUCUAUAUAAAGUUGUAACAAAAUGUGUGAACAGAAAAUUGACGGACUACAUUGAAGCAUACAAUUUGAUCAGCGACAACCAAUUGGGGACGAGAAGAAUGUGCCAAGGAGCCAAAGAGCAGGCAUUGCUCAACCAAUGUGUCCAUCAACAAAAUGGGAAUAAUUUGCCUUCUGCUUGGAUUGAUGUAAAGAAGGCUUUUGACUCUGUCGAUCACGAGUUUCUGUAUCAAGUCUUCGAUAACUCCGGCCUCCCCCAUUGGAUUGUGGAUUUUAUCAAGGCAAUUGUCACGAAAUGGAAGAUCAAGCUGAGAUUUAAUCAAAAAGAGAUUGGUGAAGUGAAAAUGGAUAGAGGGAUCUUGCAGGGUGAUUCUUUAUCGCCGCAAAUCUUUGUUCUUGUCCUGGACCCCCUGAGUAGAAUAUUGAAUGCGAAAUUCCCAAAUGUGCUAGUGGACAAGUCAGGCAAUAGUCCUCGGGUAUACUCAACGAACCACUUGUUGUUCAUGGACGACCUAAAAUUGUUUGCUCGGAAGGAAGACACUGUAAUGAGAAUGAUGACCGAGGUUGAUCAAUUCUUUCGAACUGCCGGAUUGGAGCAAAACGCUGAAAAGUCUGCAACUAAUCUUGAAGGGUUGAGUAGCAAAGCUAAGCUGCUUGACGGGAUUGAUGGCUAUCGUUACCAUGGAGUAUUGGAAGACAAAGAUAGCAGAGUUUUGAAGAAUGACACGAUGAACUCAAUAUCGAAUGCAAUCGAGGAGAGAAUUAAUAGCCUGGCAGACUUGAAGCUAAAUUCUACAAAUUUUUUCAAGGCUGUCAAUGAGCAUGCAUUAUCGUUGUAUAAUUACUACAUCGGGCUUAUUGAUAUCGAACCAUGGGAAUUUGAGAAUAUCGACAAGAAUGUGCGCAAGAUUUUGAUACGCCACCAAAUACACAUGAAACCUGGAAACAAACAUAGACUUUAUUUUUCAAGAGACCGACUAGGAAGAGGAUUGGUUUCUGUGGUGCAUAAAAGCGAGCGAAUGCUUCUUGAAUUCCUCAAGGACAUUGAGAGGAAGGCUUCCUAUUGUUUUAGGAGAGAAGGAAUCCUGAAGGCCGUCAGAUUCAAGAAAACUCAUAUGGCCACUAUCAAGGAAUUCCUAUGCAGAAAGUACCAAUUUGCAACUCCGGAAAGCCUCAAACUGAAUGUUCUGAAGGAUUUGCAAGGAAAGCACUUAUUUGAACAGAUACGAAAAAAGCCACUUCACUCGAUUUUGUUCAAUUGCUAUGAUGAUUUGGACGUGGAUCUGAAAGAAUCGUCCUGGUGGUUAUCGCAUGGGAACAACUCUCCAUGGUCGGAGGGAAUGCUGUGCAUGGUUCAGGACCGCAACUUAUUCUUUGACAACGGUGGUAGUUGUUGCAACCAUUGCAACGCCGCCAAAAAGACUGUGGAUCAUCUUGCUACAAGAUGUGGCAGAAUGUUGAACAGUGACUACCUACGUCGCCAUAAUGAGGUUGUAAGGUGCAUGCACCUGCAAAUCUGCCGAAAAUAUGGAAUAAAACAGUCUAGGAAGUUAAAGACCCACUCCGUUCAGUCGACUGUCUCUAAUGAGGUGGUUGAAAUACGUGUGGACACUACCAUCAAGACGGACACUAUAGUGAGUAAUAAUAAACCGGACAUUUUUGUCUUCGACAAAGUUCGGAAUAUUAUUACGCUUAUCGAAAUUGGGAUUACUUCUCAGCAAUCCUUGAAGCAAGUAGAAGUAGAAAAAUUACAUAAAUAUGACCCUUUGGCGAACGAAUUGAAGGUAAUCCAUAAUGCAAAAGUGAACAUCAUACCGUUGGUUAUUACGUGGGAUGGAAUAACAUCCAGAUUCUAUAAACACUACCAGAACUCCUUGCAAGUUCAGGAAUCUACGCGAGCUUAUAUCCAGCCAAUCGUGAUUAAAAGAACAUUGGAAAGCAUGCACCCGGAGUAUAAACUCCUUCCUACAGCGGCGAAUCAUGCAACCAAAUCGGACUCGAGAACAACCACAAAAGUGGCCUGCCCUGUGAAAUGGAUAAGUGUACCCGUCGAAGACAUUUCUGAAUUUAAAAGAACAAAUGGCUAUUAUUGA